AUGACGGGGGAGAAGAAGUCACCUCGUCUUGUGUGGAGGCCUUUGCCCUCCUCGGGCAAGAAUCUCAAAGACUUCAUGGCAAAAGUCAACAUGACAUAUGGCACUAACAUUGCCGACUAUAUGUCCCUCUGGAGAUGGUCCACCGCCCCGCAAACCGCACCUCUAUUCUGGCUGGAGCUUGUGAAGUUCCUAGGCAUCAAGUUUGAUGGCUCACCUCAGAGGGUAUUUGAGGCUCAGGAUUUGAAUACGCAAAUGCCAUGCAUGUAUCCGCCACCUACAUUCUUUCCAGGCGUCAAAAUGAACCUCGCCGAGAACAUCUUUGCAAACUAUCGUGCAGGGGAUAUAAUCCUCCACGUGGCUUCCGAAGGUGCAGAGACCCUACGAGAUGUGACGUGGGAAGAGUUACGCCGGCAAGUGGCGCAACUCUCAGGCGCAAUGGCAUCUCGUGGUGUCAAAGUUGGCGACAGGGUCGCUGCUGUCAUGUCUAAUCGGCUCGAGACGAUUGUGGCCUGUCUGGCAUCGCUAUCGCUGGGUGCAAUCUGGUCGACGUCAUCGCCUGAGAUGGGCGUAGAUGCUAUACUGAACCGGCUUACUCAAAUACGACCAAAGCUGGCGUUCUGCGAGACGCAAGUCGUGUACAACGGCAGGCUGAGGCAUCUUCUCGCUAAGCAUAAGGCGUGGUCCAGUAUCCUAGCCGAGAAGACGGCCGAGAUGGAGGCUGUAAUUGUCGUGGGGAGUGUCAAGGACGUCACCUCGGAGCCAAAUGAGUCACCCGUCAAACUGAUAGCAUGGGAUGACUUCUUGGCUCAGGGUGCAAGCAACACAACGCUGAAAUUCCGUCAGCUGCCUUUCAAUCACCCUGGUUUCAUUGUAUGGUCGUCAGGCACAACCGGCCCACCCAAAUCAAUAGUCCAUACCGCCGGCGGACUCCUGGUAUCCGCAUCCAAAGACGCGUUCCUAAGUUAUGACAUUCACCGGGGGGACACAAUACUCCAGUAUACGACGACAGCAUGGAUCAUGUGGGCUCUUGUAUUUGUGUCUCUCUCAUUCGGAGGGAAAGUCAUCCUCUACGACGGGUCUCCACUGAUUCCCGACCCUUUGGUAUUACUCAGGCUAGUGCAGAGGCUGCGGAUCAGUGUAUUCGGAACGUCGGCAAAGUUCCUGUCCCUGCUAAAGGAGCAUGGAAUCAGCCCCAGGGACCAGCUCGACCUGUCUAGUCUCCGCACCAUCGUUUCCACAGGCAGCAUUCUCACCGCAGACGUCGCUCAAUGGUUCUAUGACGAGGGCUUCCCCCCUCACGUUCUCCUCAACUCUACGUGCGGCGGCACAGACCUCGCAUGCUCACUCGUCUCAGGUGUGUCCACAAUGCCACUAUACGCUGGUGAGAUACAGGGGCCCUGUCUGGGCAUGGAUGUGGACAUAUAUGAUGUCGAGAACGGCGGCGGUGUAUCAAUACAGAACACCGGGGACGCGGGCGAGCUUGUUUGCAAGCAGCCGUGGCCGAGUGAGCCAGCAUUCCUUUGGGGCGACCCAGCCGGUGAAAAGUACAGGGCUUCGUACUUUGCCAAAUACCCAGCUGUAGCGCCUGAGCAUAACCGUCAGCAUCCUGAAGGGUAUCCGAUCUGGAACCAGGGAGACUUUGUGUCCAAAAACCCGGUAACGGGGGGGUUCCUGAUGCAUGGCAGAUCGGACGGCGUGUUGAAUCCCGGCGGCGUUCGCUUCGGAUCAGCCGAGAUAUACAAUGUCGUUGCUCAAGACUCGAGUAUCGCUGACAGCGUCUGCGUUGGCCAAAGAAGAGAUCACGACGCAGAUGAAUCUGUUAUACUCUUUGUACAAAUGGCACAGGGACAUGAUUUCAAUCGGGCGGUGACUCGAAGACUUAAUGACGUGAUUCGGUCCAGCCUGAGCCCUCGACAUGUGCCCAAAUACAUCUUUCCGGUUUCUGGGGUCCCCUAUACAGUGAAUGGCAAGAAAGUUGAGAUUCUAGUCAAGAAUCUAGUCAGUGGGAAGGAGGUAAAGGUAAGCCCGACGAUCAUGAAUCCAGAAAUCCUGGAUUCCUACAAAGAAUUCAUACAAACCGAAGAGGCUAGUGAGAGGCAACAGCUUCUGUGGAAUACGCAUGGGGCUCAUCUAUAG
This is a messenger RNA of Diaporthe amygdali, 2136 nucleotides long. RefSeq lists its product as uncharacterized. The transcript is spliced from 2 exons. Gene Ontology annotation, biological process: lipid metabolic process. NCBI's taxonomy places the organism in Eukaryota, Fungi, Ascomycota, Sordariomycetes, Diaporthales, Diaporthaceae. The record is from RefSeq and is a predicted model, not a curated record. Gene Ontology annotation, cellular component: cytosol. Bases 1 to 2136 code for a protein of 711 amino acids. Gene Ontology annotation, molecular function: acetoacetate-CoA ligase activity.